UGAGGGGUUUGAGCGAACAUUGUGGAGAAAUCUGUCGUGCCGUGUUGUCUUCGUGUGCGUUCGGCACUUAGCAAGUGCAGAGAAACACAUAUAGUAGUUUCUAAAGACGUGCACAUUUUAGUUUUGAAAUAUCAUUUGAGAAUCUGGAGAGAUUUCAUAAAACUUUGAAGCGGUAAGCCGAGUCCUGCUUAUCCUGUAAGCUAUGAGACCAAUGGUCGGUCCUUGACCCGCCCAUCGGUUGUUUCUCUGAACAGGUUAAACGUGUUGUUUGUGUCAAGCUAAGCAUGAGUUGAUGGACAUCCAAGAAUAGCUUUCUAAUGAAGGGUACAGAAAGACUGAAUUACUUGAGGGGAGCUACCUGCAGUGCGUUAUCAACAGGCAGAGAGAUGAAUCUUCACGAGAAAAGCUGGUGUUUAUGUUCAAUAUUUUGUCUGGUUCACCUCUUUGUUUACGUCAAUGCUCAGAUGUCACAAGGAUCUACACUUGAUAUUACUCAACAGUCGUUUGCUAUUGAGCCUGCGGACAGAACGGCAAUUCAAGGUGACACUAUUGUUCUACCGUGUCGCGUGCUAAAUAAAAAAGGAACCUUACAGUGGACUAGAGACGGGUUUGGACUCGGUUCGGAGAGAUCGUUGGCUGGAUUUCCUCGAUAUACUAUGGUCGGCAGUGACGAGGAAGGGGAUUACUCACUUCAAAUUACUAAUGUCAGUCUAGAAGAUGACGCUGUAUUCCAAUGUCAGGUUGGAGCUUCUGAUAGAGUGAAAGGAAUUCGAUCGCGAAGUGCAGAUUUUACAGUUUAUGUACCUCCAGAACCACCUCGAAUUGUUCCGAACGACUUUCUAGAGACUACUGCUGGUAUGACAGUACAACUAACGUGCGAGUCCAAUGGUGGAAAGCCGCCAGCAGAGCUGGCCUGGUUAGAUGGAGACGGUGUCGUGGUCACUCAGGGUAUAGAAUUCACGACCCAACUUUUGGGUGACAACAAGAGAGCUAACGCUGCCCUCAAGUGGACAUUCAAAGCAAGUAGAAAACAUGAUGGGAAAACUUGUUCGUGUAGGUCUGAGAAUCCUGCAAUAAAACAACCAAUGGUGGCUACAAUAAAACUUACCGUUAAAUAUCCCCCAGAAGUUACUCUAACAGCAAACAGGAAGAAAAUCAUGGAGUUCGAUGAUGUUCAAUUCACUUGUGACGCAGUUGCGAAUCCUGGGGACGUAACAUACAAGUGGUAUAGGAAUAACCAGUUAGUCCAGCAGGACCAUGCCACUACUUUUAGGAUUCCCAAAGUCACAAGACAACUCAACAGACAGACAGUUAGUUGCGAAGUCGGCAAUAAAAUCGGGACAACGAAAUCCACUUAUACUUUGAACAUUCAUUAUGGUCCGGUAUUUAAGUCAUCUUUAGAAAACAUAGCCGCAGAUUUAAAUAAGGAAGUGCGAUUGGUCUGUCCUGUUGAUAGUAAUCCUCCUCCUAAAAUAACCUGGACAUUCGAAAAGAGCACUCACGUCGUCGGGACCGAUAUAGUGCUGGUGAUCCCACAAGUGCGACCAGACAGAACAGGAAAAUACACUUGUACAGCAUCAGUACCAGGACUUCCUGAACUGUCUUCCGACUCGUUCGUCUACAUCAAAGGUCCUCCCGUCAUAAAAGGACCUGAUGUUCAGUACGGUAUUGAGGGGCAAAAGGUGAAGGUGGAAUGUUUAAUCACAUCAGUGCCCGAACCUUCCCGAGUAGUGUGGAUGAAACGGUCACAGGUGGUUGAUAUUGACAACACGGAAGGCUACGAGAUCGUGACAGAGCACUUACCGAACGGUCUCAAGAACUUGCUAAUCAUCCACAGAGCAGAGGAGACUGACUUCGGGGACUAUAAUUGCUCCGCUUGGAACGCUUUAGGCCACGACAGCAUGUUGAUAUCUGUCAGAAGACAAACAUGUAAUGAUGUUAGUGGCAGCGUGCCGUCCCUACUUUGUUCUGUGACAGAAAAUCUGCCUAUGUUGAUAAUCUUGGCUGGCGUGAUUGGAGGAAUAGUUCUUAUAGUGUCUGUAACCAUAGUGAUAAUUCUUUGUCUUCGCAGAAAACCUGACAUGAAAGGAGAUAAUUUUGUAUCAGAAAGUAAAGCAAAACAGUCUGAUUCAGCAUCAUCUGGUGAUUCAGAUCUGAAGGUGGAAAUAAGAACUGCUUCAUCAUUGUCAAAUAAUGAACAUGAAAGAAGUUGGGAGGAAACUAGUGACACAACACGUGUGCAGGACCACCCUGAUAUUUACAAAUAUACAAUGGACUACGCUGAGCCCAAGUUCCCGCCUAAGCUGGAGACUCAGAAUAACAAUGGGUACGUCCCGUAUGUGGACUACUCUACAGAUUACAAUCCUUCUGCAGUACGCCUGAACUCUAGCAGAGACAGUGGUCUCUACGACAGCUCCCCGCAGCUUCUUAGUGAGUUGGGCCAUCCGUUGGACCCUAACUUCCGAACAGCUUAUGCUAACCCUUACAUGAGGACAUCACAGGCCAAUCUUCCUCCAGACCAUGUUCUUUACGGCAGUACCAGAGGAAGCAGUCCAACACCUCAGGUGCUGCCCUCCUUGCCUCCUAAUCAUUACAUUACCAGUCAACAACUACCAAGCCAGCUGAAACCUGGAACUUUAGCAACUCAUGUCUGACAGUGGGAAGAAAGCGAGCUGUGACUAUCAUUGCUCAUUCCUGUGUCAAUUUACACUCAGUGUUGCCGAUGAAGUGGGCUUCCCUUCUGAUAACACAAUAAUUUCUGUGGAGAAAACGGCCCUUUGUUAUAUGCCCUUGUGUAUGAAUCUGCGGUGAAAAUAAAACCAAAUUAGAAACAAUGCGAUAGAGGCUACUUGAAGACAGACAAUCGUCACUGUUGCCUGUGAUAAUGAACUGUGGAGAUAUGAAAUCUAAGGGAUUUUAACAGUUACAGUGAAACCAGUGAUCUCAUGACGACACGGAUGUCCCCUUUCCUUCUAAGAUACGUUGCUGUGUGUAAAGCUGUGUUGAACCCAACAUUUUGUGCAUUUUUUGAUCUGCUGCCUUCAUUUUGUGGUGCUUUAACCAAACUUUCGCUUUGUAAUAAAUGUACCAUGAACCUUAUAGCGUGGAUCAGGGAACUUAAAGUUCUAAUAAUGUCAUAAUAAUAAAUCAUUAGUAAUACUGUCAUAUCUCACCCAUAGAAUAACACAACUAGAUAAUAUAUUAAAAAUACUUUACUCUGUUGGAGGUUUAUUAACCUCAUCAUUUCAACUUCUUUAUACUUAGAACCGAUCUGUACAUCAUCUGUGCCUCUUAGUUGGUGUCGGUUGAUGUAGUAGUACUGUGUAAUGUCAAAUGAAGUGAGAUUUCUUCAGCUGAAAUAUAUAUAGAACUUCAGACAAUUACAAAGGACAUUGUGAGCUAAUCAACUAAAAUAUUGAAAAUUUGGCGUACAGAAAUUUGCUGUAUAUAAUGUAAAGGAUUUAAUCAUGUACAAAUUGCGCUGCUAUGCGAAUAUUUAGGAGGCAUGUUGUUUCAUAAACAAUUGUUAUAUUACAGAAUUUGUAGUCAAACUACUGGGGUUGAAAUUCAGAAAAGCUCAAACUAUCUGUUAUCCAGAUCUUUCAAAAUCGCAUGGCCUGUUAUUUUGUUUCCAGAGUUACUACCACAAGCAUGAUAAGGACGUUUGAAAAAAGGGUAUUUGUAUGUACUGUCUUCGUAUUCAUAUGUAAUUUGUAUUACACCGUUGUGUAUGUUAUGUGUGAUUAUAAGUAUUGUUGUGUAACCACAUUUAAUUGUGUAAUUCUCUCUUCAUGCGUGAUUAGACUUUCAGCCUGAAACGUCAUGCUUAGUAAACAGCUACUUACGAGUGAUUUGCAGUCUUUGGUAUCAUUUUGAUGUUAUAAGAAUUCACUUUGCUUAUUUACCGUGUUCACCACGACAUUGGAAACUUCGUAAUUAUACCAUGAAUCUGUUUUAAAUUAUUGAUACUCAACUAUAAGCAGUAUAGGAGAAUAUUAUAACGUUGUUACUAAGCUUUGGUAAGCGUUACUGUGCAUGUAUCUUUUUUUUUUCGGCAAUCUGGUUGACGCGCACAACGAGAUUACGUGUGACCAAUGACGACAUGUCAAAUAAAAUUAACUUGUCAUAAGUCUUUUUGACUGUUAUUUAUAGGCUAUUAAGAGAAGUAUAAAGCGUUUUCCAUAUCACUCAGUUACGUAGUAAUCUGUACUUGGACGAAAUAGUUAGUCCUAACAGCAUAUCUAGUCAACAGCGCCACAUGAUUCCAGAUAACGUCAGAAAUGCCACAUGAUGCAAGAAGAGUAAAAAACGCCACUAAAUGCUAGAAGUUACCGUGUAUGUGUUAUUAAUGAAUAAGGUAUCUGAAUGAAUCCACAAGCUAUUUGUUUCUAAGAGCUUUUUUUUAUAUUUUAGUUGAUGUAAUUUAUGGAAGAUUAAAUACAAUGCUUUUCAUUCAUUUACUCACUUUAUUUUGAAAUGUAAAAGUUAUAUAUUUUUAUUGUCAAUGUUAAAUGACAAUAAA
This is a messenger RNA of Limulus polyphemus (Atlantic horseshoe crab), 4522 nucleotides long. RefSeq names its product irregular chiasm C-roughest protein-like. NCBI's taxonomy places the organism in Eukaryota, Metazoa, Arthropoda, Merostomata, Xiphosura, Limulidae. The transcript has 15 exons. Gene Ontology annotation, cellular component: cell-cell junction. Gene Ontology annotation, biological process: cell-cell adhesion. Bases 318 to 2654 code for a protein of 778 amino acids. Gene Ontology annotation, molecular function: cell adhesion molecule binding. The record is from RefSeq and is a predicted model, not a curated record.